CACAAUUGUCACGCAUACCACGCCGCACUGCAAAGAAUUACGUCCAUUGGGACUUGAGACGUUCUAUUGCCGCGUCCCUCUUGAUAAGCUCCACUCUCAACUUGGUGCACUCCGAGGCAAGAGCUGAGUCUCGAAUCUGACAAAUGAGACACAUGGCCGGCCAUUGAAGUGGGAAUGUACACUCCCUUGAUCCGCCCCGCGCACCUUCUCUUCGAGGACACCACAUGCGUCAAGGAGGAGAGUGCAUCGACUCUGCAGUACAUUGACGUCCCACUGACCAUCCUCCGCCUCGUCGUGCGAAGUGUCGCCCGCGUCCGUUUCUACAGCUGCCACUGUCUCCUUUGCCACGGCCUGAACUCUCAUCUGUGUCAGCUUGUCGACGAGGGCGUUGCGCCUCUCCGUCUGUCUACGGAACUCUUGUCUGAGUCGUUCGCGCUUCUUGGCCUGCGACGGCCCCUCCAUCACCUCGUCUACAUCUCGUCUCAGCUGCAUAUACAAUCCGCAAAACAUCAAUGGGAUUUUGGGUCUACCAACAGGUGCAAUUACCUGGUUGGCGUCGUCUGAGAGUUUGCAGUUCUCUGCUUUGAGGCUGAGCUGCUCCGCCCGUCCAAAGAGGCUGUCAGGGACGUCUGCGCCGUCCAUGCCGAGAUGUCUCAGGUGCCUCUCGAUCUGUGUUAUCAUGUUCUGGUUCUUGGUGACUUGCCCCUUGACUGGCAGCACCGACUCGCUGUACCUCCGAUGCAGGCGAUCCACAACGCUGCGCUGACCAGCGAAUUGAUGGGUAUGAACGAAAAGCAUGGCACAGACACAAGCUGAGAUGAAUGACAGUACUUGUGAGGAUCCGUGUCUGCGACCUGUUGCUCGCCCACGUCGCUGAGCUCUGUCAGACAGGCCUCCAGCUGCCUGAAGUGCCAAGCCACUUGUCUGCAGCUUCGCAUGUACUUUCUUUACCUGAUUUGUUUCCCCUUUGUCUUCAGGGGCUUGAGCUGAUCCCAGAGCUUCACCACCUCAGCUCGUGCCUUGUCAAAUCGCUCAGCCACCCGACCUGAGGAGACACGAGCACACUCCCAUGAACGAAUGGCUCCGUCGACUGUGUGAUGGAUCGUACUAAAAAUGUGAUUCAGCCUUGUGCGGCCGUCUUUUGACGCCAAGAUGACCUCGAGAUCCUGCGUCAUGGCAGACCAAGCAGCGGAGUCCCAUGUAUCGCUCAUUCUCGUCCACCAACCAUAUCAGUGAUGGCAUUCUCUAUCAGCGCCUUGAGUUGCUUCUUCGUGCUUCGAAUGGAAUCCUGAACAAACAAAGGUGCGUGUCCUGACGAGAGGGUAAGAGUGAGGGGACGCGCAUAUCGUGCUCUUUGUGUCUUACGAUGAUGCCAUCUUUCUCCCCCUUCAGGUUCCUCUGUUCUUCGUCAAGGUCAGCCUGGUGACGCUCCACGGCACGGCAAAGCUGCACUGAAUGCAUUCAUGAGAAUGAGAACACAGACAAGCGCCUUUAGCCGCAUGCAUUCGAAAGGAGCGUCCGUCCGCCCUUACACGUUAGUAGCCGGUCCGUGGGGUGAUGACAGGGCGGCAUAGCGAAGGAGCGGUGGGAGAUUCUUUGCAAAGAUAUUUCCACAGUUCCGAGGGGAAGAGCGUGAGAGACGGGAAUCAGAUGGGGGCUCGCAGCGCCUCCUUCCGCAUAACCUUCUCCCCGCCCUAACCUCUCAGUUUGCGAAUCCUUGUUUUUAUGAGAGAUCAU
Molecule: messenger RNA, 1737 nt
Organism: Vitrella brassicaformis
Lineage: Eukaryota; Vitrellaceae
Source: the annotation of a GenBank genome assembly